Messenger RNA from Cuscuta campestris, 1284 nucleotides. The record is from the annotation of a GenBank genome assembly. NCBI's taxonomy places the organism in Eukaryota, Viridiplantae, Streptophyta, Magnoliopsida, Solanales, Convolvulaceae.
CAGGAAGAAAGCGAGGCAGCUCAGCGGCCCAACUACUCCCCAUUUAAUUUUUCAACCACGCCAUUGAAGCCUUCCUUCUUCUCCAUCUUCCUCCACCGCACAUACAAAUUACAGCCACUCCGAUUCCAACUUCCUCUCACACAGAUUCGAGAAAUGAAGGUCUCCGUCGUCACCAGGAGCGGCAGAGAGCUCGUCAAUGGCGGCCUUGACCUCGGAGAUUCUGCCACGGUUUCCGAUCUGCAGGAAGAAAUUCACCGACGGACCAAGAAAUACUAUCCUUCUAGACAGAGACUCACCCUCCCUCUUCCCCGCGGCUCAACACAGAAGCCAACUGUUCUUCACUACAGAAAGAGUCUUAAAGAGUAUACUGAUGGGAACAAAAACGAGUUAACCGUAGUUUUCAAGGAUCUAGGCCCCCAAGUCAAAUACAGCACUCUCUUCUUCUGGGAGUAUGUGGGUCCCCUGUUUAUCUAUCCCCUGUUCUAUUACAUGCCAAUCUACAAGCAUUUUGGGUAUGAAGGCAAACGCGUCAUCCACCCAGUCCAGACCUAUGCCAUGUACUACUGGUGCUUCCAUUACGCCAAGCGGAUCUUAGAGACAUUUUUUGUGCACCGGUUCAGCCACGCCACUUCUCCAGUUUCAAAUGUUUUCAGGAACUGCGCAUAUUAUUGGUCGUUUGCCGCUUUCAUUGCAUACUUUGUGAAUCACCCGCUCUACACUCCUGUGAGUGAUGUCCAGAUGAAGAUUGGGUUCGGGUUCGGGCUGAUUUGUCAAGUUUGUAACUUCUACUGCCACAUAUUGUUGAGAAAUCUCAGAGGUGCUGAUGGUGGCGGAGGGUACCAGAUCCCUCGCGGAUUUUUGUUCAACAUUGUUACGUGUGCGAAUUACACCACUGAGAUUUACCAGUGGUUGGGAUUCAACAUUGCGACACAGACAGUUGCUGGGUAUGUCUUCAUGGUUGUUGCUGCUGCUAUUAUGACUAACUGGGCUCUAGGGAAGCAUCGCCGCCUUAAGAAGCUGUUUGAUGGAAAAGAAGGAAGACCAAAAUACCCCCGGCGGUGGGUGAUCUUGCCCCCCUUCCUAUAGAAAAGAUGCAACUCCUUCAAUUUCACACCACUGAUGAGCAGCAGUCAACUCUACUAGAGAGAAUUAUUACCAAGUUUUAAAUUUGACUCCUUUUUUUUCAGCUUUCCAAAUUUAAUGCACAACCUUUUUAAUACUCAGUUAUGGUUUAUUCAUGCUUGCAUUCCUAUUCUCGUUUAUCAAUGAAAAUAUGAAACCAAA